CCUUGACGAACUGCUACUGUCGCCCAUUUGUGCUCACUAGACGACUUUCGGAUCCCUCGGUCAUCCUUCAUCUUUCCUCAAUGUAUCCAAACAAGACCUGCUUCCAUGAAAAAGUCGCAAGGAUACUACUGUAAGGUCUACUACAGUCUUUUGGCACUUUGCUACUUGGAGGUCCUCCUUUGGACUUUCUGCUUGAUUGCGUCCUGCGCUGCUCCAGUACACGGUCAUAGCUACCUUAUUCGAGAGACUCAAACCCUCAAGCUUGCUACCCGCCCGGUUCACCCGGCCGUCGUCGGUUCUACUCAUCUCCGGCAGCCCAAGCUGCUGUGGCGGUUCGAGCGCAAGAGCGUCAGCGACCGCAACGCCGAGCCAUCAAAGUGUUUUCCUAGUGCGGAACAAUCUGGCUUACUAGCGGCCCUCCGCGGCUUCACCGUGGUAGCUACCGGGUUGCCUGCACCCUACACAGGCAUUAAGGCGAUUUCCGUCGUCAGCGUCGCUACUAUCAACGAUUCAGUGCUGGCUUCUAAUGCCGUGCAGGCAGUGGCAGCGGCCCCUGCUACCGGUGCUGCAGCGCCUGUCUCCAAGGUCCCCCUGAAGCCUGUCAGUGAUGUUUUCGCCGGUGCACUGGCUCGUGCUGCCUCCCAGAGCACGAUCCACCCUCUAGACACCCUGAAGCUGGUCCCUCCAGCGUCCGCUGUCGCCGCCACCGCCGCCUCUUCCGGUGGUGGCCUGGCGCCUCUGACUCGCUUUGACGGACGCGCACUCAUCGCUACUGUUGGCAGUCUGUACAAGGGAGUUGUCGGCGCUGCCAGCGGUGCAGGAAUCGCUAUUGGCGCUUACUUUGCAGUUUACGGGGUCGCCUGCAAUACGCUUUCGCGCUACACCACACUGCCUCCAACAACGGUCGCCUUCGUGGGUGGCGGCGUGGCGGCCCUGGGCAGCUCUUUUGUGAAGGUGCCGCUGGCGGUAUGCAUCCGUAGUGUGCAGGCCGGCGUAUAUCCCAAUGUCUUUGCUGCCGCGCGCUCGAUCACUGCCGCCGCCGGUCCUCGCGGCCUGUUCACCGGCUACCUCCCAACCGUCCUGGAGGAUGUGCCAGACAUGGCCAUCAAGUUUGCUGCAUAUGAAGGUAUGCGGCAGGAGGACUUCGCUAUGGGCGCUGUGGCGGGUGCGCUGGCUGCGGCAGCGACGACUCCUCUGGAUGUUAUCAAAACCAACAUGAUGUGCAACGCGGCCGUACGUCCAUCGAUGGGAUCUGCUGCGAUGGGUGUCAUGCGGCAGGGUGGCCCUGCAGCGUUCUUCCGCGGCGUUGGUGCCCGUGCCGCCAGCAACGGCAUCAACUCGGCCGUAUUCUUUUGCUUCUUUGAGGCGCUACGUGGCGCCAUCGCGAGCAGCAACGCUAACCGCGCCGCCAUCGAUGGCCAAUAUGCUAAGAGCCGCCCGGUUAAGGUCACUUCCGCUGUGCAAUAUGUCGGAGCUGAGGAGAGCAGCAGUGAGGGCGAGCUGGUGUUGGCUACAACGAAGAAAUAGAACUGAAGACUUCGCAUUUUGGUGAUGAUGAUUUGUUUGCUGGUGAUGGUCCUAUUGGUGUACGAGGUCAGCCGGGGGCUGCUUGCAAGUCCUGCGCCUGGUUGCUCUUCGCGCGGCCUUGCUUAGUGGAAAACAGGCAGAGCUGCUCUGAACUCUCCUGGCAUGUGCAUGUGCUUAGUCGCUUUAAUAUUUGCGACUUCAGAUCCCAUUGGCCGCCAGGAGAGUACACCCUCGUGCUUGGCCUCAACUAACUUUUUCCUGACGUUUUGCGGCUUUCUUUCUUAUUUCUAUGUCGCUAUCGCGUCUGAAACGAUCGUGCGCGUGAGUCUGCCUUGUUCCGAAGAGUUCAGUUCAGUUGUUGUUGCGUUGUUUAAUGUCGUAAGGCCGCUGUCAGUGGUGCGGCGAUGCGUUAUGGCAAAUAGAUUUUGGUGAUGGAUGUGGUAUUGAACCUUAAGUUGCUUGUAGGGUUGUACGGCUCUGUAGAUCAGACAUGACGGGAUGAUGAUUGAGUCAUGCCUGUUUGGAAGAAUACCAAGGCGCAAGAGUCCAGUGCCUUCUGUAUCAUGGCUCUGGCUAGUUCCCAAUGAGUCAACGUUGCCUCCGCUGGAGAGUAAGAACUUAUGGUUCACCUACUGUUAUUGGGGACCAUAGUAGUCUUUAACUUUCCUAGGGAGUGUGAAAGAGGCGAAAUUGUAUGGAAUUAUGACCAUAGCUGAUGUACUUCUCCGAGGGAGAAAGGUGGUGGUGAUAUGAUGCAGAUGAGAAGGAUAUUUAGCGUACUUGCGCCCGCGUAUGUCAACAUGCUGACGGGAUGAUGGCCAACAAUUCGUCCAUGUAUGCUGUGUGUCUAGGCGAGGAAAGGGCAGACGGGUAAAUUACAGUCAAUGGAAAGGUUGUCGGGCUUAAGGUUCUCAGGAAGGGUCAAGGUCAUCGCCCACGUAUCCAACAUUAUUGUUGGUUUUGUAUUGGAUCGUAUGUUGAAGAGAUUGUGGAAUAACGACUUGUUGCUGCGUUUGUUACCACCACCAGCUGGUCCUGUACAUCUUACUCAAUGUUACUACCUAGAACUAUGUACAGUUAGUUGACUUGUCUGCAGAUGUAAUGUAACCAUCAUACUGAUAGAAUGAUGUAUAUGUGUAAAUAUGAUUUCCUCU
Volvox carteri f. nagariensis is the source of this 2681-nucleotide messenger RNA. RefSeq names its product mitochondrial substrate carrier (gene mitc4). Lineage: Eukaryota; Viridiplantae; Chlorophyta; Chlorophyceae; Chlamydomonadales; Volvocaceae. The coding region runs from base 106 to 1527 and encodes 473 amino acids. The record is from RefSeq and is a predicted model, not a curated record. Gene Ontology annotation, molecular function: S-adenosyl-L-methionine transmembrane transporter activity. The transcript is spliced from 7 exons. Gene Ontology annotation, cellular component: mitochondrial inner membrane.